Cyprinus carpio (common carp) is the source of this 7492-nucleotide messenger RNA. RefSeq names its product mucin-3A-like. The record is from RefSeq and is a predicted model, not a curated record. The transcript has 14 exons. Lineage: Eukaryota; Metazoa; Chordata; Actinopteri; Cypriniformes; Cyprinidae. Gene Ontology annotation, molecular function: protein binding. The coding region runs from base 251 to 7042 and encodes 2263 amino acids.
UACAUUUAAUAGGCAUGUAUUUUAUUUACACAAAUUUGAGCAAUGAAUGAAUGAAGGUGUGAAGAAAACUGCAUGCAAAGACAAACUAACUCAGCUAUUCUCUUUUUCAGGAAUCACAUCCAUUAUAUCACAAAUACCUUUAAGAUAGUUGAGGAAAAUAUAUCUAAAAAAAAAUAGCAUUUUAGGCUUUAUAUAAUAAGUUCAAACCAUUUAUUUGUAUGAAAGACUUGACACCUUAAUCCAGCAUAAAAUGUUAAUCUCAAUAGUUUUUAUCCUCAUGCUAAAUCCUGUGCUUUCUCUUCAAGGCACACUUAGCGAGAAUAAAAAUGGCACUACCAAAUCUAAGGAACACACUAUUAGCCACAAUAUUCCCAAGCUAGUAACCACAACAUUAACCACCAAAGUGAAAAUCCAGACCUAUGCUGCUUCUUCAAAAAGCACCAAUCAGCCUCUUAAUUCCACACCAAAGCCUGUUGUGGAUGGUGUCCAGAAACCUGUGCCUACUCUUCAAGACACACUAAGUGAGAAGAAAAAUUCUACUACUAAAUCAAAAUGGAAUGCUAUUAGUCUAAAUGUUCAGAAACCAGUAACCCCAUUAUCAAACCCCAAAACGAAAAACCCAAGUCAAUCUGCUUCCUCAAAAACUAGCAGCAUUAGUCAGACUCUUUUAUCCACUACAAAGCCUACUGUAGAUGUUGUCCAGAAUCCUGGGCCUGUUCUUCCAGGCAAACUUAAUGAAAAGAAAAAUUCUACUGCCAAAACAACAGCAGGCACCGGUAGUCUUAAUCUUCCAAAGUUAGGAUCUACAGCAUUAAAUACCAAGCCGAAAAACCAGACUCAUCCCACUUCCUUACAAAUGAGCAGCAUCAAUCAGACUCUUCCAUCCACUACAAAGCUGGUUGCUGAAGAAAUCAUACUUAGCGAGAAGAAAAAUUCUACUGUGAAGUCAACAGUCCAAACUAUUAAUGUUAAUGUUAAGUCAACAGUCAAUAGUGUUAAUGUUAAUGCUGAGAAACCAAUAACUACAUUAUUAAAGACCAAAAAGAAAGACCAAACUCAAUCUACUUCCUCAACAACUAGUAGAGUGAAUCAGACUCUCCCAUCAUCUACAAAGCCUGAUGUGGAAACCAUCCAGAAACCUGUGCAAGGUGAACAAAACACAGUUAGUGAAAAGAAAAAUUCUACUGCCAAAACAACAGCCAACACCGGUAGUCUUAAUCUUCCAAAGUUAGGAUCUACAGCAUUAAAUACCAAGCUGAAAAAUCAGACUCAUCCCACUUCCUUACAAAUGAGCAGCGUCAAUCAGACUCUUCCAUCCACUACAAAGCUGGUUGCUGAUGAAAUCAUACUUAGCGAGAAGAAAAAUUCUACUGUGAAGUCAACAUUCCAAACUAUUAAUGUUAAUGUUUCAAAGAAAGUGGCUACAUUAUUAAACACCAAAACGGAAAACCAGACUCAAUAUACUUCCUCAAAAACUAGCAGCGUCAGUCAGCGUCAAGACAUCGUCCCGAAACAUGUGCCUUCUCUUCAGGACCCACUUAGUGAGAAGAAAAAUUCCACUGUUAAGUCAACAUCCCAAACUAUUAAAGUUGCGACUACAUUAUUAAAGACCAAAUUGAAAGACCAAAUUUCCUCAAAAAUUAGUAGAGUGAAUCAGACUCUCUCAUCAUCUACAAAGCCUGAUGUGGACACCAUCCAGAAGCCCGUGCAAAGUGUACAAAACAAAGUUAGUGAGAAGAAGAAUUCUACUACCAAGUCAACAGUCAAUAGUGUUAAUGUUAACUCUGAGAAACCAGUAACUACAUUAUUAAAGACCAAAAUGAAAGACCAAACUCAAUCUACUUCCUUAACAACUAGUAGAGUGAAUCAGACUCUCUCAUCAUCUACAAAGCCUGAUGUGGAAACCAUUCAGAAACCUGUGCAAAGUGAACAAAACAAAGUUAGUGAGAAGAAGAAUUCUACUACCAAGUCAACAGUCAAUAGUGUUAAUGUUAAUGCUGAGAAACCAGUAACUACAUUAUCAAAGACCAAAAUGAAAGACCAAACUCAAUCUACUUCCUUAACAACUAGUAGAGUGAAUCAGACUCUCUCAUCAUCUACAAAGCCUGAUGUGGAAACCAUCCAGAAACCUGUGCAAAGUGAACAAAACACAGUUAGUGAGAAGAAAAAUUCUACUAUCAAGUCAGCAGUCAAUAGUCUUAAUGUUGAUGCUGAGAAACCAGUAACUACAUUAUUAAAGACCAAAAUGAAAGACCAAACUCAAUCUACUUCCUUAACAACUAGUAGAGUGAAUCAGACUCUCUCAUCAUCUACAAAGCCUGAUGUGGAAACCAUCCAGAAACCUGUGCAAAGUGAACAAAACAAAGUUAGUGAGAAGAAGAAUUCUACUACCAAGUCAACAGUCAAUAGUGUUAAUGUUAAUGCUGAGAAACCAAUAACUACAUUAUUAAAGACCAAAAAGAAAGACCAAACUCAAUCUACUUCCUUAACAACUAGUAGAGUGAAUCAGACUCUCUCAUCAUCUACAAAGCCUGAUGUGGAAACCAUCCAGAAACCUGUGCAAAGUGAACAAAACAAAGUUAGUGAGAAGAAAAAUUCUACUAUCAAGUCAGCAGUCAAUAGUCUUAAUGUUGAUGCUGAGAAACCAGUAACUACAUUAUUAAAGACCAAAAUGAAAGACCAAACUCAAUCUACUUCCUUAACAACUAGUAGAGUGAAUCAGACUCUCCCAUCAUCUACAAGGCCUGAUGUGGAAACCAUCCAGAAACCUGUGCAUGGUGAACAAAACACAGUUAGUGAAAAGAAAAAUUCUACUACCAAGUCAACAGUCAAUAGUGUUAAUGUUAAAGCUGAGAAACCAGUAACUACAUUAUUAAAGACCAAAAUGAAAGACCAAACUCAAUCUACUUCCUUCACAACUAGUAGAAUGAAUCACACUCUCUCAUCAUCUACAAAGCCUGAUGUGGAAACCAUCCAGAAACCUGUGCAAAGUGAACAAAACAAAGUUAGUGAGAAGAAGAAUUCUACUACCAAGUCAACAGUCAAUAGUGUUAAUGUUAAUGCUGAGAAACCAAUAACUACAUUAUUAAAGACCAAAAAGAAAGACCAAACUCAAUCUACUUCCUCAACAACUAGUAGAGUGAAUCAGACUCUCCCAUCAUCUACAAAGCCUGAUGUGGAAACCAUCCAGAAACCUGUGCAAGGUGAAAAAAACACAGUUAGUGAGAAGAAAAUUUCUAUUACCAAGUCAACAGUCUAUAGUGUUAAUGUUAAUACUGAGAAACCAGUAACUACAUUACAAAAGACCAAAAUGAAAGACCAAACUCAAUCUAAUUCCUCAAAAAAUAGUACCACUGAUCAGACUCUUCUAUCCUCCUUGAAGCCUGCUGUAGAUGUUGUCCAGAAACCUGUGUCUUCUCUUCCAGCAACAACUGGUGCAAAGAAAACAACUAGUAGUACCGAGUCAGUGGGACACAUUAUUCAUGUUAAUGCUUCAAAGUCAGUAAACACCAAAAUGAUAAACCAAACCUAUUCUGUUUCAUCAAAACCUAGUAACGUGGGUCAGACUCUCGUAUCCACAGCAAAGCCUGUUGUAGAUGUCCAGAAAUCUGGUCCUUCUCUUCAAGGCACAAUAAGCAAGAAGAAAAAUUAUACUUCCAAGUUAACGACUCAAACUAUUAGUCAUAAUAUUCCCAAGCUAACUACAUUAGUGAAUACCAAAACUCAUCCAACUUCCUCAGAAACUAGUAGUAUCGAUCAGACUCUCCCAUCUACCUCAAAGCUUGAUGUGGAUGAAAGCACACUUAGCAAGAAGAAAAAUUCUACUGUAAAAUCAGUAUCCAAAAAUAUUGAUGUUAAUCCGCUGAAGACAUUAACUACAUCAUUAAACAUCAAAACAAAAACUAAAACUCAGUCUACUUCCUCAGAAAUUAGCAAUGUCAAUCAGACUGUUGCAUCUACCACAAAGCCUGUGGUCGAUAGAGUCCAGAAUCCAACUAAAGACAAACCUGCAGAGAGUUCACCAGUUAAAGUAGUCAUCACUGAGGGUUGCGUUCCUCAGGAGUCUCAGACAGACUCAGGUAACGUAACCAAAGUACAAGAAACUGAGCUCAGUUUGAAUCCUGGAUCUCCUCUGGUAAUGACUCAUCACAUCAACCUGGUUCAAGGAGCCUGCACAGGAAGCUGUGACACUGAGAUGGCCACACUGAGAGACAGAGUUGAGUUUCUUGAGAAGGAGAUGGCAGCGAUCAAAAAAAUGUGUGUUCAGUGUUCAGGAGAGCAAUGCCCUAAAAACUGUAGUAGCCAGGGCAAGUGUGAAGAUGGAAAGUGUGUUUGUUUCCAAGGCUUUAGUGGCCCAGACUGCAGUGGCAAAACCUGCCCAUCUAACUGCAACAAAAAAGGGAAUUGUGUGAAGGGAAAGUGUGUGUGUCAGACUGGUUAUACGGGCCUUGACUGCAGUAAGGCUGCUGACAAAAAGAUCACAGUAACUGUUGAAACAGUGGCUUUGAAGAUCCCCACUGCCAAGCCCGAUACAAAACAUGUGAAGACAAAGCCAGACAAGACCAUAUUCGUGAAAAAGACAGACACAAAUGACACAAAGACAAACACCACAGCCAAGCCAACAGUGAAGCCAAGUCCAACCGUGUCUCCAGGUAAAGCCCAGUCCAAUACCACAAAGAGAGACAAGUUUAUUAAGACUAUUGUUCAAGUUCUGCUAAACCAUGAAGGUAGAAGACGUCAAGAGCAAGCAAAAAAAGGCAAAACAACAAUCAUAAAUCUAGAAUUAGACAAACAAUCACAAACUGAUCUCACUGACAUGUCCAAGAAAAAUAAUCUUAAAGAUAAGCCUGUCUAUCAGAAUGUGACUCGGAAACCUGGAAAGAAGGUUAAUGGAACCUCCAAAGUUUCAGAGAAUGUGUUUAAAGGCACCAAAGAAUCAUCUAAUUCAACUGUGUCCAAGACAAAGGUCACUAUUAGAACUGUAGGUGAUCAAGCAAAAGAAAGCAAGACUAUUAAUGUUACAUCUACUGGAAAAGAAAAGAAGCUAACGCACAGCAAUGUAACAACAACUCUCCAAGCAGAGAAGUCAUCUGAUAAGCAUAUAAAUGGGACAGGUUUUGCAUCCAAAACUCAUACAAGGCAUUUUAAUAAAACUAUCAGCAGAUUAUCAGUCAUUGGAUCAGUUGAGGUUCAUAAUAUCACUUCUACUGGGUUCAUUAUGUCUUGGGAAGCUCAUCGAGACAUUUUCAAGAACUUCACUAUAUCAAGAAGGGAAAUCAGAGGAGGAAAUGAAGAUUCUGAGAAAAUUCAGGAUGGAGCAGCGGCUGUAAAUGUAACAGAUGUCCAAAGGCCCAGUUUAAACAGAACAUCAACUAAAGUCCAAAGUAGCAAACCUGAAGGAAAGACUGUGAAAAAUUUCUACCAAGUUCUUGCUGGUACAGCACGGUCAUAUCAUUUCAAAGGCCUUCAACCUCAAACGCGGUACUCGGUUUCCUUGUUUGGCUCUGGUCUUGGCAUACGAUCCAAAAUUCACCGUCUUACAUUAUCCACAGGCCCUGAACCACCCACUGACUUGAUGUUCAGCAAUAUAACAGAGACUUCCUUCUCAGUAUCAUGGGCAAAACCUAAAAGCAUAGUAGCAGAAUUUAAAGUCACAUACACCAACAUUGUAACUGGUGAAAGUGGCUCCAUGUCUGUUGACUCCCAGCUGUCCCAUGUUCUCCUGUCUAAGCUCUCUGCUGGCUCCACCUAUGAUAUUACUGUGAGCUCAGUUCUGGAGACACUCGAAAGCGAGCCAAUCACAGCCUCUGUCACAACAGUGCCGGAUUCUCCUACUGAACUAAAGGUGGUGAACAUCACAGACACUAAAGCUCUCCUGGUAUGGAAACCAUCACAAGCUAAAGUGGACAGCUACAUACUCAGUUAUGGAACUACAAAAUCUCCUAAUGUGACUAUUACAGUGACAUUAUCUGGCAGUACUGUGGAGCAUCAACUCAGAGGACUCCACAGAUCUUCUUUAUACAUGGUGAAAAUCAAAAGCCAAGUCAACCGGCUCCAGAGUAGCCCAGUCUCCACAACCUUCACAACAGGAAGUGUGAAACUUCAGGUCUUGACUCCCGAUGAGGUGACCUUUCACUCAGCUGUGAUUUCAUGGAAGGCUCCCCGUGUGGCUUUCAAAAGUUAUAGGCUCACAUACCAACUGAGCGAGGAAGUCAAGGAGGUGAUUUUAAAUCCAUCUGUGACACGUUAUGAGCUGACUGGACUGGCAGCCUUUUCAAACUAUACUGUGAAAAUAGAUGGAGAAAGAGAUGGACAGUACAUCAGUUUUGUCUAUGCUGAAUUUACCACUGCCCAGCUCCCCCACCCAUACCCCACAGACUGCUCAGAGGUACAGGUCAACGGGAUGAAGGAGUCAGGAGAGGCUGAGAUUUACCCUGAAGGGAAGGAUGGAGAGCCAGUCUGGGUCUACUGUGACAUGGAGACUGAAGGAGGAGGCUGGACAGUAUUCCAGAGGAGAAUGGAUGGAUCUACUGAUUUCUUCAGGACCUGGAGAGACUACAGUAAAGGCUUUGGUUCCCUGAGCGGGGAAUUUUGGCUGGGAAAUGAUAUCCUUCACGCUCUCACCAGUCGUACACCAAUGAGCCUGCGGAUUGACCUGCGUUCAGGAAAUGACACAGCCUUUGCUCAUUAUACCAACUUCAACAUUAGCUCAGAGACUAACCACUAUGAAAUCGAGCUGUCUGGAUACUUUGGCACUGCUGGUGAUUCCAUGAAAUAUCACAACCGCCGUCCAUUCUCCACCAAAGACAGAGAUCCAAGCACUCUUAGCAUCCACUGUGCUAAGGCCUACUUGGGAGGCUGGUGGUAUAAAAAUUGCUACAAGGCAAACCUCAAUGGCCUCUAUGCCUCCUACUCGGACAAUAAGGGUGUGGUGUGGAUAGACUGGAAGGGCAAAGACGCAUCCCUCCCAUUUACUGAGAUGAAGCUUCGACCCUCCUAUAUCAGUCAAACGAUCCCGACAACCCCAACAACCCAAGGUUAAAUCUACAGAGUGAAUAGUGCACAUAGUGCAAAUACACUGUACAAACUUCUACACACUGCUACUUCAAUAUUGUAUAUAGGUUAACAACAUAAAUUACAAAACAAGCUUUGCAAAGUAAAUAUGCAAACAACCUCCAACCAAUCACAACAACUUUUGUAAGCAAGUUUUUUUGUAAUUUUUUUUUUAUUAUUAUUAUUAUUUUUAUUUUUUUUAUGUUAUGUAGACUUUAUGCAUGUGUCGAUGUACUUGUGUUAAUGGAGGUCCAUCAUUGAUAUUAACAUUUCCGCUACUGGAAUAACUGCACUGUCUUGAUCUAUUGGUACUAUUUUUUAACUAUUUUUUAUCUUUUCAUAUGACUGGUUUCCUCUCUAUGAAAAUGUUUUAUUUGGAUGUUGUAGACAUGUAGACAAAACCAAUAAAACAAAGUACUAACCAGUCCUGGAUUCAGAA